Annulohypoxylon truncatum is the source of this 4328-nucleotide messenger RNA. RefSeq names its product putative RNA binding effector protein Scp160. Bases 240 to 4109 code for a protein of 1289 amino acids. Gene Ontology annotation, cellular component: cytoplasm; nucleus. Gene Ontology annotation, biological process: nuclear division. Gene Ontology annotation, molecular function: mRNA binding. The record is from RefSeq and is a predicted model, not a curated record. The transcript has 5 exons. NCBI's taxonomy places the organism in Eukaryota, Fungi, Ascomycota, Sordariomycetes, Xylariales, Hypoxylaceae.
CGUCUGCAGUCCCGGUAUUACUCUCAACGUGUGAUUCUUCCAAUUGGCCCCUGCCAUUACCUGUUCCAAUUUCCAUUCCUGUUUCUCGAAGCAUUCUUCCUCAUCGUUGAAUCUUCAGUCCCACAGGUGUCUUAGAUAUAUAGAUUACUUCAAGAUCUAUAUUUUAAGUUACGAGCAUUAAUUCCAACUUUCCACUCCACCCGUUCAUCGAAAACGUUCACCGUCUGUCUAUAAACGAAAUGGCAACCGAGGUCAAUAAUGUCGAAGGUUCUGCUGCCGCAAGACUCCUUCAAAAGCAUGCUGAAAACCCUCUCCAUCAUGUAACUGUUGAGGAUGUUCCCGAUGAGGAGCUGAAGUCGCCUUCAGCUCCCGAUGCUGCCGAAAAAGCUUCAUGGGGCCAAACUCCCUCUGCUAAGGCGGCCGGGAAGCAGCCUGCUAAGGAAUCGGGCCCUCUCGACACCCAAUCGCAUGAGGCUUUCCCCGAACUUGGUGUCCCCAAGACAGCUACAUCCAAGUCUAAUGUCUCUCCUAUCUGGGGUGGUGCGAAUGGGAAGAUGAACGGGACAUCAUGGUCGACCAAUGGUACUCCUCGAGCUUCCACUCCAGCUUCGGGUGUCUCUACGCCUACUGGAGUCCCUCCGCCUAUGUCGAUACCUGGUCGCAAUGUUGAAACAUUCCUCUUGGAGGCGCGUCAUGUUCUGCCCCGUACCCAGCUUAAGCGUCCCCUCCAGGAUAUUCUGAAGGACAUCAACCGCAAGUCACGCGCUCAGGUCUCGUUGGCACCAGCUCCCAGUGGGUACUUCAAGUUCGAGGCGACUGGGCCACAGGACAAAGCGCAGCAGGCUCUUCGGGACUUGGUCCAGCAAAUCGGGAUCAAGACUUCCAUCGCCGUCCCGAUUCCACUAUCUGCAAGAGCUCUUGUGAUUGGUAAACAAGGUUCCACCAUCAAGUCGAUUCAAGAAAAGUCCGGCGCUAGAAUUCAGUUGCCGAAGAUCGAUGAUGCCGCUGGUAACUUGGAUGACGAUGAAGAUGCUACCAUUGAUGUACUUGUUGAGGGUAAUGCACUUUCGGCGGCCUUGGCUCGUGAUGCUAUUAACAAAAUAGCUGGAGAACGAUCAGCGAAUCUCAACACGAAACUGAAGUCUAUCCCAUCUGAGUUUUAUCCAUUCAUAGCAGGUCCGAACAACAGCCUCGCUGCGGCUUUGGAAGCUGAACAUGGUGUGCAAAUUCGCGUGCCUCCCCACCAACCAUGGUCCCAUUCAGUUCCUCAGGUGCCGGCGGCAGGACAGCGACCAAGUUUUGGACCUCCCGCCAACGAUAACUACAUCCAACUCGCCGGUGACCGUGCAGCAGUUCAAGCAGCGCGGGCUGCUAUUGAGCGCCAAGUACAGGAGCUUCAGAACCAACUACUCUUAGACCAAGUUGAGAUUCGUCAAGGCACCCACCAAUUUAUUAUUGGCGACCGAGGUAUUCCUACGGAGGACUUUUUUGCCGAUACCAAUUGUGUCGUGGUCUUGCCUAGCUCACCAGGUGUUGACACUGUUACAGUGAUUGGCCGAGCUGAUGAUGUGAACGCUGGAUUGGAAAAGGCUAUGGAUCUUGCUACGCAAGUACACACAUCUGUAUUUGAUGUUGCGAAGCACCAUAGUCAUGCUUCCGGCGGUGCUCCGGCAUAUUCGCGAGACAUCUCUCGUUACCUUCGCCAACGAAAAGAGAUCGAGCGACUCGAGAAACUGUAUCAGAUUCAUAUUAACACUCCUUUCUCGGAAGGCAUAGUCAGCCCAUGGGAAUUAUACGCGAGAGAAGGCAAGAACGCGCUUAAAGCGCAAAAAGAAAUGAGCUCCAUCAUCAACGGCCAUCCGCCCUCUCGAUUUGCGACGGUUCCGGUUGAUUCCUUCUUCCACUCUUAUCUCAGGAGCGACAUCAGGCCUAAGGUUCAGAAUGACUUCGGUGUCAAUUUGAUCGUUCCGGAUGCGGCGGAAGGUGAUAUUCCUGUCCUCCUAGUGUAUGAAGGCGAGGACGCUCCCAGUCAGAGUUACCAAGUCCCACAGAAGGCUCCUACUGCUUCUGAACUCGAACAAUUUCGACGGAAUUUGACUGAAGCUCGGAAAAAUAUCCUUGAGCUCAUCAAUAAGCAGGAGCAGAUUAGCACAGCGACCCUGGAAGUGCCAGUCAAAUUUCAGGAGAAACUUCGGAAAUUCAUUAAAAGGGAGCAGGACGCAACUACUCGUGCUGCUGGUGACAUCCCUGUUAGGGUCAGUGUGAGAGGCACCACAGUUACGAUGCGAGGUCCCACUUCUAGCGUGGAGUCGCUUGCGAAGAAGGCAGCAGAUUUCAUCGAGCAAGAGAAGGAAGACGAGAAGGAGCGCGGUUUCAUCUUGAAGUUUGACUUCCCACAGAAAUUCGCCAACCAUCUUAUUGGCAAGGGUGGCAGCCAUAUCAACGAACUGCGCGAGAAGUUUGAUGUGGAUAUUCAAGUCCAGAAUGGAGAAGUUGAACUAAAGGGACCUAAAGCAAAGGCUGAACGGGCAAAAUCUCAUAUCUUAUCUCUUGCGCGUCAGUGGGCCGAUGAAACCCUCCACACCUUGAAGAUCGAGCCCAAGUACCACCGGGAGUUGAUUGGUGCUCAAGGCAGCCAGAUUCACCGACUACAGAACCGUUACAAAGUCCACAUCAACUUCCCCAAGACUGCGAAGUCUGGCAAGGACGAUGAAUCUGUUGCGGACGUCGCAAGUGAAACUGGAAAACCUCGACGACAGCAAGGACCCGAUGAAGUUACGAUCAGAGGCCCAAAGAAGGGCGCAGACGAGGCCCGCGAUGAGAUCUACUCCCUUUACCAAUAUCUUAAGGAAAAUUCGUUCGUCGCAACCGUGUCUGUUCAACAAAAGCAACUUCCGUCUCUGAUUGGUUCCGGCGGUGCCGGUAUGGAUGAACUUCGUCAAACCACCGGAGCAAAGAUUGAUAUUCCCAAUGAUCGUAAUGACUCUCAAGAUGCCACAGUUGAAAUUCAGAUCAAAGGCACCAAGGCGCAAGUUGCAGCGGCUAAGAAGAUUAUCGAAGAAAAACGUGCCGUAUUUGAUGAAACAGUCACAAAGACUGUUGAAAUCGACAGAAAGUGGCACAAGAACCUCAUUGGUCCCGGUGGUUCAACUCUCCGUGAUAUUGUCAUCAAAGCUGGUGGCCCUGAAGAUAGACGACUCCAAGCUCGGACUAUUCAGUUCCCCAAGCAAGAUACGGAUGGGAAUGCUAUCAAGAUCGAGGGACGACAAGAUGUUGUCGACAAGAUUAUUGAUAGCAUCAAAGCUCUAGUAUUAGAGCGCGAGAGCCAAGUAACGGAAUCUAUGGAAGUACCCGUUGAAAAGCACCGAUCGCUUAUUGGGCGCGGCGGCGAGACGAAGCGCCAGCUCGAAUCGCAACUCAACGUGUCCAUUGAUAUUCCGCGACAAGGAAGCGGCCUGACCGGCGUGAAGCUCGUUGGACAGCCUGCUGAUGUUGAGAAAGCGAAGGAACAUAUUUCGUCGCUAAUCAAAGAACAGCAAGGCGAGACGAUCCAGGUCCCGCGAAAGUAUCACCAUGCUAUCUCGGAGAACGGCCAGUUCUUCCGUAGACUUAGGAAUGAUCAUAAAGUCACAGUUGACCAUGCUGGUCAAGCUGUGCCACCUAAGCCCCAACCCUCUUCUACGCGGGCUAAUAAUGGUGCACUCCCCUUGAUUACCGAUGACGCGGAAGCUGCAAAUGAUGCCUAUUCCUGGACAGUUGUCGACACUGCCUCUUCGGAUGAUGGCGAUAUUCCGUGGGUACUAAAGGGCAGCCAAGAUAACAUCGAGAAGGCGAAGAAAGCCAUCGCGGCAGCCCUUGAGCAAGCCCAGAAGAACAACACCACCGGCUACCUUAUCCUGCCAGACCCAUCUACAUACCGCCAUGUUAUUGGCCAAGGCGGUUCAAAGGUCAACUCGAUCCGCAAGCAAAGCGGAUGCAAGAUCAACGUUCCACGUGACCAAGCCAAGGACGAAGCCAUAGAGAUAUUGGGCUCUAAAGAGGGCUGCGAGAAGGCCAAGGAACUCAUCCUCGAGGCCGUGCGUGAAGGACAGGCUGGAAGGCGGGAUUAGAAGUCUCGUACGCAGCAAAGUACUACAUGCAUAAUGGCGGCCACUUGGGGCUAAUUAUUAACGUGUAACGUUGGCAACGGCUCCUAGGGGUUGGUGCCGUGGAUGGCGGCCCGGUGGGGAAGGGGAUCAUAUGAAUUAUCUAUAUCUUCGUGAUUAAAAAAAUCGGACUAGCAGGUAUAAAUAAAAAUUGCUAAUUACUCAACUCACUCUAUGAUAACA